Ictidomys tridecemlineatus (thirteen-lined ground squirrel) is the source of this 3449-nucleotide messenger RNA. RefSeq names its product fucosyltransferase 2 (H blood group) (gene Fut2). Gene Ontology annotation, molecular function: galactoside 2-alpha-L-fucosyltransferase activity. Gene Ontology annotation, biological process: carbohydrate metabolic process. Lineage: Eukaryota; Metazoa; Chordata; Mammalia; Rodentia; Sciuridae. The record is from RefSeq and is a predicted model, not a curated record. Gene Ontology annotation, cellular component: membrane.
GGAAGGCUCCGGAAAGUUAUUUGGCCUGAAUGAAGAGGCGACCUGGAGGACUACUGAGCUGCCACAGAGCCGGCUACAGAGGCACCUGUCACCCUCCCUGCAGCCAGACCAGCUAUGGCCAGCACCCCGGGGCCCUUCUCCUUUCCCAUGGCACACGUUGUCCUCUUUGUCUUCCUGGCUUCUGCCAUCUUUCACCUCCAGCAGCGACUGGCGAGGCUUCAACCCCCAGGGGAGGUGCAGACACCAGCGCCACAACCCACGCGCGAGAGGCCCACAGCCCAGCAGCUCCAGGGCAUGUGGACCAUCAACGCAGUAGGCCGCCUGGGGAACCAGAUGGGCCAGUACGCCACGCUGUACGCCCUCGCCAAGCUCAAUGGGCGGCCCGCCUACAUCCCCGCGCAGAUGCACAGCACGCUGGCCCCCAUCUUCAGGAUCACGCUGCCCGUCCUGCCCAGCGCCACGGCCCGCAGCGUCCAGUGGCGGAACUACCACCUCAACGACUGGAUGGAGGAGCAGUACCGCCACAUUCCGGGGCGCUACGUCCGCCUCACGGGCUACCCCUGCUCCUGGACCUUCUACCACCACCUGCGCCAGGAGAUCCUGCGGGAGUUCAGCCUGCACGAGCACGUGCGCCAGGAGGCCCAGCAGUUCCUCAGGGGUCUGCGGGUGAACGGGAGCCGGCCCAGCACCUUCGUGGGGGUGCACGUGCGCCGGGGGGACUACGUGCGUGUCAUGCCGCAGGUGUGGAAGGGCGUGCUGGCCGACAGGGGCUACCUGGAACAGGCCAUGCAGCGGUUCCGAGAGCGCUUCAGGUCCCCCGUCUUCGUGGUCACCAGCAACGGCAUGGCCUGGUGCCGGCAGAACAUCGAUGCCUCCCGUGGCGACGUGGUGUUCGCCGGCAACGGCAUUGAGGGCUCCCCCGCUAAGGACUUUGCGCUGCUCACCCAGUGCAACCACACCAUCAUGACCAUCGGGACCUUCGGGAUCUGGGCCGCCUACCUGGCCGGCGGAGAGACCACCUACCUGGCCAACUACACCCUCCCAGACUCGCCCUUCCUCAGAGUCUUCAAGCCAGAGGCAGCCUUCCUGCCAGAGUGGACGGGGAUCGCUGCAGACCUGUCCCCGUUACUCAAGCACUAAGGCUAGCCCCUCGUGGCCAGCCUGACCCUUCCCCUCUUCUGGCUCCCCCGAGAUCAGUUCCAAGGCAAAAGGCACACAAUGUUACGGGCACAGGACCCUUUCCCCUCGAGUGAGGAUGCCUUCGGCUGUGAGGGAUUUCCCAACAAAUGUGUCCAAAGAACAUAUCUGUAGUCUGGCAAAAUUGUCCAGAGGGACACAGCCCAGUGCUGGUUAACUGUCAGCUCAACAGCACUGUCGGUGACCUCAGCUGUCACUGUCUCUUCUUAGCCCAGUUGCCUCAUGCUGAACCUCCCCCCCCCAAAAAAAGCUGCCAUAUAUAUGGGUGUCUCACAAACAACCUCAUCCAGAGACAGCAAAGAGAUCAUGCUGGGCACAGCUGCGCCCUCCUGUAAUACCAGCAGCUCUCGAGGCUGAGGCAGGAGGAUCACGAGUUCAAAGCCAGCCUCAGCAAAAACAAGGCACUAAGCAACUCAGUGAGACCCUGUCUCUAAAAAAAAUACAAAAUAGGGCUGGGAUGUGGUUCAGUGGCCCUGAGUUCAAUCCCUGGUACUACACCCUGCCCCCAAAUAAAAGAGCUCAUCAUGGGUCCCUUUUGAAGAGGGAGGGAACUCUCUCUGAGUUCAUUUUCCAUUACCAUAAAGAAAUACCUGAGGCUGGAUAACUUGAUAAAGGUCUAGUGAAGAUCUGAUGGCAGAUGGCACCACAGGGACAGAGGGGCAGGUGGGAAGCAGCAAUCAUACGGCCAGACAGGAAGCCAGAGCAGGGCGAGUGCCAUUAUUGUUCUCUCUGUAAUAACCUUUUUUUGCAAGAACUCACUCCAGGUCCCCUAAGAACUCCAUCAAUCCUUUGCGGGGUCAGUGCUUCUAAUGACCUAAGGACCUCCCACUAGGCUCCACCUCUUAAAGGUGCACCACCUCUCACAUCAUCAGAGGACCAUCCUCCCAAGUCAUGAAAACUUAGGGGACACCCUCAAAAUCAUGUUAAAACCAUAGCAUGUUCCUAAGCCUGCCAGCAACUUACUCCUCAAUCUUUUGGGCAAGAUUUGUGUCACAUGCAUAUGUGGCCCAUUAUGAGGGCAAUCUAAUGGUAAUACAACAGUGUGUUCAGCCUCAGAUCCUGCAGCUGAGGAGCUAACAAGCUCUUGAGAAGGACAUGGCAAUCUGCAGAGACCUGGGGUGUCACUGCCAAGAAAGAAAUGGGGAAUGGCUAUAGAGUAAACAACAGGGAAGCCCUGAGCUGUCACACAGAUUGUUCACUGCACAAAACAUCUGGUCAAAGGGGCAAGCGGAACCUAAGGAGUGCUAUGGUCUACUCACCAGGCUGUGUCCCUGGGAACAGCUCCCUUUAUUCCUAGUUAGUCCAUCCAGAAGAGGAGCCUUCUCAGUUGUACAAAAGCACCGUACCGGCGAGCGGCUGGUGUGCAUGGAGAGCAGACACCCCACCUCUGCAACUCUGACUCCCUACCACCAAGGCUGAGCGAGGCUGAGAUCCUGGAGACCAGCAUGGCUGAGUGAACUGGAGGGAUUCCACUUGUUUUUACAGUAAGUGUGUUACACACCCGGCCAUGAAGACCCCAUAAGACUCUUCUUUCUUGGAUACAUCUGUAAUGACCACAUAGAUGAUCAAAGAGGAACAUUUACUUAUUAAAAUAAAAACUAUUUAGCCACAUUAUGAACACAGCCAUGGCAAUUCUGAGGGGGUAGGGUCCUCAAAGAGUUAUUAUUUGGAUAUAGUAGGAGCUUCUAAAUACAUCUUAGGGGUAGACUAAACCCCAUUUCAAGCCUGGGUCAAAGGACAAAUUUUGCAACGAUUUUAUAAAUCUUAAGGUACUUCUUCCAGACCACCCACAGAUAGGUAGGGAAUACUUACUGGGUAAGGAAAAGUGGCCUAGAGGCAGGGGUGCAGUGGAGCUGAACUGCCAGCUGUGUGGAGAAAGGGUACAAGGGACAAGAUGGCAGAGAGACCAGUGGGAAUAGUGUGAUAUUCCCACGGUGAGGCGAUAGGGAACCAGGCUGGUAAUGAGGGGGAGCAAAGGGUUCUUUCAGGGGCCCCCAGAGUCCUUAGUAUCUGCCACAAGUUCACCUUCCUGAAAGAGACAACCAAUGAACGGCCUCAGCUGGAGUCAAACAUCCACCGUGGGCCAUUUACCUAAGGUCCCGGAGGCGUCACCUAACAGAAGCACGGGGCUAUACGUGGGCCAGGGACUUCAUUCCAAGAGAAGGCGAUGAAGGAGAACAGGCGCUCCUUGACUAACAACAGGCUUACAUCCCCUUAAAACAAACUGGGGUUGGGUACCUCAGCCUAGCAUG